GAGGGGCGGGGAGGCGCCUCGCCACAGCCUUAUCUAUGAGGGGGACUGGGGGAAUGGAGCGGGUGAUAUGGCUGCAGGAUGCCGGCGCUUCUCUCCAGCAGCUCCCCGGGACUUGUGAGCAGUUUGCGGCGGGAGAAAGUGCCGUAAACGCGCGGUAGCGCUCCGUAAACCGCGCCUGGACCGAGGAACAUCCGGAGCGCCGUCCCAGACCGAGCCAGCAGGAGCAGCAGAGUCCACACACAGCUACCAUGCUCACAGGCACACAGUAUGGACUUUAAGAAGACCAAGUAUGGAAGAUUCAUGAACACCCGUGUCCCGUCCAGCCAAAGGUAUCAGCCAACCGAGUAUGAGCAUGCGGCCAACUGUGCCACUCAUGGACUCUGGAUCAUUCCCAGUAUCCUGGGUGGCUCACUGCUGUACGUCCUGUCCGAUGACCAAUGGGAGAGCAUCACAGCGUGGCUGUACGGCAGCGGACUAUCUGGUUUGUUCAUCAUGUCCACUAUGUUCCACACCGUGAGCUGGAAGAAGAGUCACCUGCAGAGGGUUGAACAGCGUUUCCACAUGUGCGACCGGAUGGUGAUUUAUUUCUUCAUAGCUGCUUCUUACGCCCCCUGGUUGAACCUCAGGGAGCUGGGUCCUUGGGCAGCACACAUGCGCUGGCUGGUGUGGAUCAUGGCCUGUGUGGGAUCUGCUUAUGUCUUCUUCUUCCAUGAAAAGAACAAGAUACUGGACCUGCUUUGCUAUACACUGAUGGGAGCCAUACCUGCACUUGUUCUUCUGUCCAUGCCUAACAGAGAGGGUGUCCUGGAGCUGUCCAUGGGUGGAAUCUUCUACUGUCUUGGAGUGGUCUUCUUCAAGAGUGAUGGACUCAUCCCCUUCGCUCACGCUAUCUGGCACGUCUUUGUGGCUGUAGGGGCUGGAAUACACUACUACGCCAUCUGGAGGUACCUGUACGCAACAGGGAGCGGCUCCAUCAAGACAUCCAGGUAACACACGGGGACUCUGGGGAUGAUCUUCAGCUCGUCCUCACACUGACUGUCAUACAGAGUAUUCAGAACUAGUUGUUAACUUCCAGCCAGUAAUUUCAUGUACAAAAACUGCAUUAUAUCUGAUCACAAGUUGCCUUUAAUCCAAUUCAACGGGAUUAUGUACAACUUUUUAAAACUGCAUUAGUAAAACUCAGGUUUUAUUCAUGUUUUUAGAUUUUUUUUACGUAGAAAUUUUCCAAGAGGUCAGAGUUUACAAUAGUAAAAUGACAGCACUGCCAACUUUUUGUAAAUCUGAUUCCAUUCCUUACUUUAAAGCACUACAUGAACAUAACUGUUCUUAAAUCAGUCAGGUUGUAAUUGUGCUUUACAUUUCUUUAAUUUAUUGAAAUCACAUGAAUAUUUUAUGUGGAAUUUCUUUAUCCUUUUGCACUACUUGUGUCUUAAAAUGAUUUAAAGGUGCCCUACUAUGGAAACUGUAUUUACCUUGAUCUACUUGUAUAUGAGAGUUGACCUCAUGCACUGUUGUAUUCUCCAGUAUAAGCAAAAACUGCUGUAAAACAGGUUAAUUCCCAAACACCAGUCUUGACCAUGAUUUCAUUCCAUUUUGUUCUAUAGAAAUUAAGCCAUAACUGUGCACAAUGAUGUCAAAUUUACAACUAGACCUGGCCUACUCAUUUAGUAACAUGCCCUAUUCUCAAGAGUGUGUCUCAGACUGCCUUCAUUGAGUUUGCAGCAGCUGUAUACCCCACUGUUUACCCAACUUGUCCAGUAAGUGUAAUAUUUUGGCUUCACUACUGGCUAGAUCCGCUGAUGUUGCGUAUUAACAGCUGUUUUGUAAGGGUUGGCAAAGUAGACAGACUAACAUCUCUACCCACAAAGUGUUUUGUGAUUCCUGGUCCAACAGCACCAUUAUGCUGUGCCAGUAGGAGUCAGCAGGGGGGCAGCUGUGGCAUUAAUGUUAAAGAUGUUGAAUGGGACCAAAAGGCUUAGUGUGCCCUUGAGCAAAUGUAGUGUAUUUUAAAUGUAAAAUCAGUGCAGUGUUCAGCUUACUGCAGGCAUUUUUAAAGCUCAUUUAUGCGUAACUUUAAAUAAAUAAAUACAGAUCUGGACAAAGCCUUCUUUCCAUACUUCUUUCUGUGUUUAUACGUCCAUACUUGUGCACAUACUGAAAUCAUGAUGGAUAGGUGAGUACUGCUGGAAAUAAUUGGGCAAUACUAAGAUGCACCAGAAUACCAGAAUUGGCUAGAAAUUAGUGGACAUUCUCAUCUGCAUAGAUUUAAACUCCAUUGAACUGAAUAGGAUGAGUUGAGACAAAUUGGUAAGUGGGUAUGGAGCUUGACAACUGAGAAGUAUUUAAAUUAGCACCUUGUAUAUUGGAAUUUAAUUUAUUUUACUUUUGAUAAAAUAAUUAAUGUAAUACAUAAUCUUUUAAUUUUAACUAUUUUUGCUGUUAAAAAAAUGCAUUGUAAAGUAAAACAUUUUUAGACUAAAGAAUUCAGAUUCAUACAAAUUCAUGAUUUUAGGCCAAAGAUAAACCACAUAAGGUAAAAAGAUCUGAAAUCAUUAAAUCAUAUUCAUAAAUUUGAGAUUUGCAACUUUAACAGCAAGUGCAAAACACAAAACACAUGGUUAAUAUUCAAAUUGAUGUAUUAACCAUUAAAUAUUAAAAGUUUAUCAAAAGUCAAACUGGUUUCAGAUAGACAAAAUGCAGAUUAAAAUACCUAUGUCAGCUUUUAAGCUCCAUAAGAGGAACCAUACAGGUUGAAACGAAUAUUAAUUUUUGUAUGUAAAGGGAGUAUUAAUGAUCAUACUCUGAAUGCCUGUACUCUUAAAAACCUGUAACGAUUGUCACUUUAAAAAAAGACAUUUUUAAAAAAGAGUGUUGACCUUUAUACAGUAUAAAAUGUAAUACAAAAUGUAUGAUUUGUCAUUUUGUAAUUUUUCAAGAUUAUGGUCCUGAAUGUACAAACAGUUCAUUUUGUUCUUUGUAUCCCUACAACAGACAAUAAAUAAAUACAACAAA
This is a messenger RNA of Astyanax mexicanus (Mexican tetra), 3012 nucleotides long. RefSeq names its product monocyte to macrophage differentiation-associated 2a (gene mmd2a). The transcript is spliced from 7 exons. Gene Ontology annotation, molecular function: pore-forming activity. The coding region runs from base 268 to 990 and encodes 240 amino acids. NCBI's taxonomy places the organism in Eukaryota, Metazoa, Chordata, Actinopteri, Characiformes, Acestrorhamphidae. Gene Ontology annotation, cellular component: membrane. The record is from RefSeq and is a predicted model, not a curated record.